Setaria italica (foxtail millet) is the source of this 870-nucleotide messenger RNA. RefSeq lists its product as uncharacterized. The record is from RefSeq and is a predicted model, not a curated record. Bases 32 to 673 code for a protein of 213 amino acids. The transcript is spliced from 2 exons. Lineage: Eukaryota; Viridiplantae; Streptophyta; Magnoliopsida; Poales; Poaceae.
GGACCCACCCUUCUUCCACCUCCAGUCAACCAUGGAUGAGCAAAGGGCGAAGGUGAACAAGGGCGGGCGAAGGAGAGCGUUGGCCCCCGCGCGUCCGCCCCCUGCGAUAUCUGUCGCCGCUGCCCUCCAUCCCGGCCCCUCACGUCGCUGGCUCUGCUUGCUCGCGUUCCGCUACUCCCAGAUCGCCGCCUGCUCAUACGAGUCCGGGGAGGCUCGAGCGAGAAGCUGGGUGGGAGCUAGCUCGACAUCGAUAGGUUCGCCUUCCAAGGCAACGUGGGCGGGGGCGGGGCGGGCUCAGGGGCGUCCGGCGGCGCGGACGGGAACAGGGCGCUUGAUCGGGCCAUCAACACGAUCGUCGUGCUCGGGCCAGCACCUACGCGCUCAGUCGCUCACCAAGCUCCUCACCAUCGACCAGGACUACUGGCAUGGGUUGACGAUGUUUGAGAUCCUUCGGUACAUGCCUCAGCACAACUGGUCGACAUACGAGGAGGCCCUCAAGGCAAACCCGGUUCUGGCCAAGAUGAUGAUCAGUGGCGUCGUCUACUCCGGUGAUUGGAUCGCGCAGUUCGGGUCAAGUGCUUCGGGAGUGCGAGAGCGGCGAGACCGGCGAGAGCCUGCCCGGCAGGAGCGUGCUGGGCUCCUCGGUAGAGGAGACUCCGAAGGUAGAAGAUAAGUUGGUCCCACCGGUCGUAGAGAUAGAGGAAGGAUCGAGCAACGUACUGGGAAUGGUAAUACCAGAUGUAGUGACAGUGUGGUCCUUUCAUGCAGCCGAUCCACACUAGCACGAGGACGUGGCUUGCCACGUCAGAAAAAUUGUAAAUAUGUUGUUAAAUUCUCUAUCCCGUGAUAAAUAUGUAGGGUUCCUUCUAA